CGUCACUUCCGGGUCCUAGGACGUACGAAUGGUCUUAGCAGCCGUCCCUUUUUGAUGCGGGAGCGGUGAGAUGAAGGACCGGCCUCCCUUUUGCGCUCUCAUUUAACUGUCUCACCGCCGCUCCACGAACAGCUUCACUAAUGGUUGAGUCAGAUGAAGAAUUCGCUGAACUUUGCUCCAAACUUUUGAAACGGGUUAAGAAAAGCCACCACCCCUCGGAGAGUCAGAAUGCCCCCAAGUCCAGCACAGCAGCACGAGGAAAGGUUAAGAAGGCCAAACCAUCUGGGACCAAGAAGCAGAAAAAGGAUGGGGGCAGCAGACAGUCAGAAGUGGGUGCCAUAGCAGGACCUGAUGGUGACAAGGCCGAGGAAAGGAAUGGCGCGGCGCAGAGCUGCCUCACUAGCGGGCUGCUACAGAACGAUGGCAGCAGAGCUGACUGUCGGGAAGGAGGCACCAGACCCCCCGGCCCCGUGAGUGUAAAAAAUCUGGUCUUGGAACGGAUGCAACAGUUUAAGAGGGCAGCCCCCAGCCGCAUGAAGCUGGAGUCCACAGAGUCCAUCAGUGAGGAACACGUCGGAUCUUCUAUGGCAUGUGGCAGUGCACAGAGUGACGAAGCUCUGGCCCUGGCUCUGCAAAUGGAUGUCAAGGAGAAGCCAGCUAGUUUAGAAGAUGAAGGACUCUUUUUUUGCCAGCUGUGCCAAAAAGACUUGACAACCAUGAGCAGCACCCUGAGGGAGCAGCAUGUUAACAGGUGCCUCGACCAGGUUGAGAGUUUAGGAGGAAGCUCAGCAGCUCCCGUGGUUCCUAGUUGUCCAUUGUGCGGAAAGCCUUUUAGCACAGAGAAGAGCCGCGCAUCUCACUUAAAACGCUGCGCUGCAAAGUUGGAUGUUCCAGCUCAGACAUUGCUGCAGGCUGUUCAGAGGCAGGCAGUUGAGGCGGGAGCAGGGCUGCCACCACGGGUGGUCGGUGGGAAGAGAAGAGGUGUACCAAAACUGAAAGAGCCCUCUAAAAAGAGGAAGGUGGUCAAGACUGGUGCAGAGAUGGAGGAUUUGAUGGUUGCGAUGGCAUUGUCUCGUUCUAUGCAGGAAGACAAGAAUGCACAGAAUACAGCCGGGGCUCAACCUUCCAUGGAAUUGCCUACUAAAGGCAAGAAAAGUCGACGGAAGCAGAAGGAUAAACCUACCCCUCUUCUUCUGGUCCAGGCCCCCGAGGAGACCGUGAUGAAGUUGCAGAAGAGGUUGUCCAUGCUGCUGACUGAGGAAGCUGUGGAGAACAAAGAAGUCAUGGCCUUGCCUUCAAGUCAUUUCUGGACAAUGGAGGAAGAAGAGAGGGAGAGCUGGAGACUGCGGGGAGGAAAGAGAUGUCUUCUGUGGGAUAUCAGUAAUAUGACGGAGAAAAGAGACACCCUGAGCUACUACACAGCAGAACUGAACCCCCCAAUAACCCAGUGGAAGUCUCCUUUGAAGAAGCUGCAUACUUCACAGACACGUGUGACUACAGCCAUAUUGCAUUCUGAAAAACCACAAAGCCAGACUGCCAUUGACAAGGAUCCCCAACCUGCGUCCUGUGAGGAUAAAAGCCCAUUCUCGGACAGUCAGACGGCAUUGCUGGAUCUGGCUGAUCUGGCAGGAGAGGGGAUGACGCUCACUCAGUGGAAUGGUGGAAAUUUCAAUGAGCGUACAGGCCGAGAGUCACCAGGCAGUAUCACAUCGAGCGGAUUCAUCCCAGCGCAAGAGGAAAAGGUCUCAAACGAGAGCCAUGGACUUGGUAACAAGAUCCCGUUGUUCGUUCUAUCAGCAGAUUUCAUGGAGAUGGUGAACAACCCCCAUCUGAGUGAUGCUCAGCUGCAGACUGACUGCGGGGAGGUGCUAAAUGCCCAUAUGUUUGUGCUAUAUGCACGCUGCCCCCUGCUGGUCGAAGCCAUCCACUCUGAAGGUUUCUGGGUAGAUGAAUCUGGCAUGGGGCGAGCACGACGUCUCCUAAUUAACGAUGUGUCUGCCGAGGCUGCCCUCUGUUUUCUCCGGUUUUUAUAUGCCGCCACCACUGACUUCCCAAGUCACUGCCUGCCACAUGUUUGCGAGCUGGCACGCAGAUUUGGUUUGAAAAGUCUCAUAGACGCCUGUGAACGUCUAGUUUCUGGGACUUAUAACACAGAAGGUCAGCUAUCCACAGAAGAGGAGGGUGAUGAUGGAGGAGAACGAGCAGAGACCUUCCAGGAGUUGUUGAAAUCCAUGUGGCUUAACGAAGGUGAGGACAUCUUUGAAAAUGUGCAGGCUGACCGAGAAGAUGAGGAGAAGCUGGAUGAUGGAGGUGUAGGAGAGGGCGAGCUGGAGGAGAUCUAUGAAUUUGCUUUGACUCAGCGUAAGAUAUCAGCACGGCAAGACUCCGAAGGUGGAAGUGAAAGUGAACAGGAAGUAGAGGAUCCAGAGAAAUCAGACAACAACUCUCCCAAAUCCAGAAAUCUAAGUUUAGAAGACAAGGAGAAAAGGGAUUUGAUAAGCACAACUUCACUUAAAGCGUCUCCCAGAAAAUCGCUCAUGUGCAUUCUGUCCAACAGCCCUGAAUACUCUGUGAUUUCUCCCUUAUCUGCCUCUACGGAGCUCAAAAUGCAGCCGUCAUCUUCAUCCUCUGUUACAGGUGCUUCUCCAGUGAAAAAAGUCAGUACAUCGCGCAAUCCUUCCUUAUCAGAGUCUCCUAUCCCUGUCAUUUCUCUGAUCUCCCCAAGCAGAGAUGAAGAUCCUGAGGCAGAUAUGUUUGCUCCGCAGAGUCCUCCACCUCUCGAUGAUAGUUACGACCGCAUGUUCUCGCAGACUUGUGGUGAAUAUGGAGAAACUUCAGAUAUUGGCGAAAGCAAAUCCCAAAUAAAUCCAGUUAGCCCUGAGCAACCCAUACUUACCAGCUCACCCACCGCUAUGCCAUGUCCUUCUCUUCCCGAACUUGGGUCUUCUCCUAACAUCAAGCCACAAACACAUUCAUUUUUAGAUGGUCCCUCAUACUCCGUUGAAUGUGGAAAAUCUCUGCACUCCAGCCUCAGAGAUUCUCAUCAUAGUACAUCUACUCAGAAUAGCAAAGAUACUUCUCCCAAAGCCUCAUCUCAAGAUGCAGACAUCAUCCUGAUCCUGUCAUCAGAUGAAGAGAUGGAGUCCAACGAUCAAGCUGCACCACUGACCAGAAGUGGACAGUUUGACAUGCCUGAUAUAGCUAAGGUUAUGAAAGAGUCUCCAGUUAGUUUCAAUCAGGGGAGGAAGAGCAAUGAAGGGUUUUCCCGUCUGGAAAUGAGUAGUAGCUCCGAGAUGUCUUGGUUGGUGCCUGCUACACCCUUACCUCAAAACGCAAGCUCAAAAAUCUCCCUGCUGCAGACAUCAUGUUUAUCCCAGUCGCUUCAGAGUUUACAGAAGACGACCCGUGCAGCUAAGUCUCCUCCGAACUCUCAGAAGACGUGCCAUCCAGGUCGGUCGUCUCAGAACUCACAGAUAAUGUCCCAUCCAGGUCGGUCGCCUCCAAACUCACAGAUGUUCUUUCCAGGUUGCUCACAUCCGAACUCACCGAAGGCGUCCCACCCAAGUCAGUCACCUCCGAAUUCACAGAAGACAUCUCAUUCAGGUCGGUCACCUCCGAAUUCACAGAAAGCAUCCCAUCCAGGUCGGUCGUCUCAGAACUCACAGAUAAUGUCCCAUCCAGGUCGGUCGCCUCCAAACUCACAGAUGUUCUUUCCAGGUUGCUCACAUCCGAACUCACAGAAGGCGUCCCACCCAAGUCAGUCACCUCCGAAUUCACAGAAGACAUCUCAUUCAGGUCGGUCACCUCCGAAUUCACAGAAAGCAUCCCAUCCAGGUCGGUCACCUCAGAACUCACGGAAGAUGUCCGAUCCAAGUUGGUCACCUCCGAACGCAAUGAAGAUGUGUGAUGUGGCUCACUCAUCUCCAAACUCACAGAAGACACCCAGUGCAGCUCAGUCACCUGAGACUUUACAAAAGGCAUCAAAUGUAGUUCAGUCACCUCCAAACUCCCAGCAGACACCACAGUCAUCUCCAACAUCCAAAAAUUUGGAUCUUGAUGUCUCUUUCCAAAGUUGUGUUUCCCAAACUCAGGCAAGCUCAGUGUCCCUUCCUUUGAUGUCUCCAAAGUCACCCAGGACUCCAUCGGUUAUUGCGACCCUCCGUACAAGAAAGCUCCAGACGGGUCUUGAGGCACAGCCUAGUGUAAGUAGUAAAACCACUUCUUCACCAUCAAUUUCCAUCUCUAGCAGCACUGUGUUUGAGGUAGUGGACAGUGAAGACGAGGCCCCGGUAGCAGAGCCCCAGGCCAAUAUCAGUAACACCAGCUUUCAGUUCAACUAUGACGAACUACCUAUCCCCAUGGAGGAAGAUCUGUGGUGCAAUGUCCUUGAGACUCCAAGAAAGCCGUAUCCUCCUUCUACUAGGACACCCUUACCUUCAAAUGAGAGCCCAAACAAACCCUUGGAUUGCACACCUCUCAGCCCUUCACCAGCGAAGAGCACAACACCGGCGAGUAUUGAGGAUUCUCCACAGACCACAGUCCACCAGAGCCAUCAUCAGAGUUAUCUCAACUCCAAGCUGUGGGAGGACUGGGAAGAUGAAGACCCUGAGCUACCCGCUGUCCUCCCUCUGUCUCAGCGGCUGUGUAAAGUCCCAGAGGUACAGAAGGAGCUGAGGACUCCAGUUUCUAUCGUGCGCAGAAGAGAGCUCCCACCCAAGGUACCCAUCACCCCGUUACCUGACUAUUCUGACAUGGACACCCCAGUCCUGAAAAAGGAGUUGAGCAAGUUUGGUGUACGGGCACUCCCCAAAAAGAAGAUGGUGCUAAAGCUGAAAGAGAUCUUCCGCUACACACAUCAGGUCAUGAACUCGGACUCUGAGGAUGAUGUCCCUCCAUCCCAGCCCCAUCGAAGUGUAGCUCGAGCCUUACAGAAACCUACUGGUGACAAGCAGCAGCCUCAACACACCACUAAGGGGUCAAGCAGCUCCCAGUCGGGGAGGAAGGGGCCAUCUGUGUGCGCAGCACCUGAAGUAGAGACAGAAGAUGAUCAACCUCUGACUGCAUCACAAGAGUCUACUACGUCCUCCAUGGGUGCAAGCGACACGUCCUCCUUAUCCCAAAGCGCCAACACCAAUGAGUUUGAGACGGCAUUCGCAGACGAAGAUGACGAUGAGCUGGUGCCGGCCUCGCAAGCAGCCAGCAAAGAGGCUCUGACAGCGGAGGCCGUGAGGAGGUUUAUCGAAGCGCAGCCCGAGCUACAUCAGCAGAUCUUACUUUAUCAACCCCUGGACCUGGCCGCCCUACAUGCAGACCUCAAGCAAAAUGGAAUCCGAAUCGCGGCCGGGAAGCUGCUUGACUUUCUAGAUUCGCACUGCAUCACUUUUACAACCGCCGCCGCACGCAAGGAGAAGAAGAGCCACACGCGGAGGAAAGCAAGGAAGCGCUACUGAGACGUUUUCAAGGGUAUCUCUAAUCCUGACAACCCUGGGCCUUUUUUUUUUUUUUUGUAUGGUUGUCAUAGGAAGCUCUCAUGACAAUGUCAUUAGUGGUGGCCACAGAUGACUGCUGCUGCCGCACGGGGGCAUCCUAAUACUUGGGGUAGUUCCAGGCUCGGCACCUGCCGAAAAUUGUGGCAGGAAAUGCAACCCAGAGAGUGGGGGGGUCUGGCUGACCAGGCAACUGUACAACACCGGACGCCAUUCCUGCAAAGCAUCUUUCCGGAAGAGAUGUAGGCAGUGAUAUGGUACCCCCCCCCCCCCCCGAUACCUUGACCGUACUUUGGCGGAAGACGCGGCUGGAAUUACCAAUCAGUGAAGUAGAGUCUGUGUACAGAUGUAAAGAUUUUAAAGGAAAAAAAAAAGUGCAUGGCAUUGUAAAUUAUG
This is a messenger RNA of Bufo gargarizans (Asiatic toad), 5882 nucleotides long. It is a transcript of the gene SLX4, whose product is annotated as SLX4 structure-specific endonuclease subunit. The record is from RefSeq and is a predicted model, not a curated record. Gene Ontology annotation, biological process: DNA replication; interstrand cross-link repair; resolution of meiotic recombination intermediates. Gene Ontology annotation, cellular component: nucleus; Slx1-Slx4 complex. NCBI's taxonomy places the organism in Eukaryota, Metazoa, Chordata, Amphibia, Anura, Bufonidae. Gene Ontology annotation, molecular function: enzyme binding.